GGAGGACGCGAUUCUCCCAAAUGACGGGUGCUUUGAUAAUUUACAAGCUUUUUAGCCUCCCUUGACUAAACGGAGAGAGAACCGGGAGGAAGGGAGUGGGAGUGUGGGUUGGCGGAGCCGAGAGACUUGUGAAUGGCUGAAACUAAAUUCAAGUUUGUAACCUGGACUGUAUCCCGUGACUAAAGAGGUCAUCGCAGAACAAGCAUGCUGGGCUUUUGGUCUAAGAAAGAAUACUAGGAGGAAAAAAAAAAGUUAUUUUCACGGAAGUUGUUUUCGACAGAUAAAGCUUGAUCAGGACUCUGAAAUUUUUCCAGCUCUGGGCGGAGAAGGACACUUGGGGAGCACAGGGAUUGUCUCCAAAGUUAACAGGGGAAGGAAGGCCACCGGCUGCCUUUAAGAGUGAAACUUUGCGAUGCUUAUCUAUUUCACUUUGGGGAAGACGGGAUAAAAGGCUGCUCUUGAUAAAAACAGGGAAAGAAAGGCUCUUGCAGUUGCUUUACAUACCUGUGGCCUGGGUCGUUUGUGUCAAGGGGACUGUAAUCCACUUCCAGCUGACGCCCCCAACUCUCUCCGAAGGAUUAAGACUCUCCAGAAAGUGCAACAGUAAUGGAGUACAUGAGCACUGGAAGUGACAAUAAAGAAGAGAUUGAUUUAUUAAUUAAACACUUAAAUGUGUCCGAUGUAAUAGACAUUAUGGAAAACCUUUAUGCAAGUGAAGAGCCAGCAGUUUAUGAACCCAGUCUAAUGACCGUGUGUCAAGACAGCAAUCAAAAUGAUGAGCGUUCUGAGUCUCUGCUGCUUAGUGGCAAAGAGGUACCAUGGUUGUCAUCAGUCAGAUACGGAACUGUGGAGGAUUUGCUUGCUUUUGCAAACCAUAUAUCCAACACUGCAAAGCGUUUUUAUGGACAGCGACCACAAGAAUCUGGAAUUUUAUUAAACAUGGUCAUCACUCCCCAAAAUGGACGUUACCAAAUAGAUUCCGAUGUUCUCCUGAUCCCUUGGAAACUGACUUACAGGAAUAUUGGUUCUGAUUUUAUUCCUCGGGGAGCCUUUGGAAAGGUAUACUUGGCACAAGACAUAAAGACAAAGAAAAGAAUGGCGUGUAAACUGAUCCCAGUAGAUCAAUUUAAGCCAUCUGAUGUGGAAAUCCAGGCGUGCUUCCGGCAUGAGAACAUUGCUGAGUUGUACGGCGCGGUCCUGUGGGGUGAAACUGUCCAUCUCUUUAUGGAAGCAGGCGAGGGAGGGUCUGUUCUGGAGAAACUGGAGAGCUGUGGACCAAUGAGAGAAUUUGAAAUUAUUUGGGUGACAAAGCAUGUUCUCAAGGGACUUGAUUUUCUACACUCAAAGAAAGUGAUCCAUCAUGAUAUUAAACCAAGCAACAUUGUUUUCAUGUCUACAAAAGCUGUUUUGGUGGAUUUUGGCCUAAGCGUUCAAAUGACUGAAGAUGUCUAUUUUCCCAAGGACCUCCGAGGAACAGAGAUUUACAUGAGUCCGGAGGUCAUCCUAUGCAGGGGCCAUUCAACAAAAGCAGACAUCUACAGCCUGGGGGCCACGCUCAUCCACAUGCAGACGGGCACCCCGCCCUGGGUGAAGCGCUACCCUCGCUCAGCCUAUCCCUCCUACCUGUACAUAAUCCACAAGCAAGCGCCUCCACUGGAAGACAUCGCAGAUGACUGUAGUCCAGUGAUGAGAGAGCUGAUAGAAGCUGCCCUGGAGAGAAACCCCAAUCACCGCCCAAGAGCCGGAGACCUGCUAAAACACGAGGCCCUGAACCCGCCCAGAGAGGAUCAGCCUCGUUGCCAGAGUCUGGACUCUGCUCUCUUUGAGCGCAAGAGGCUGCUGAGUAGGAAGGAGCUGGAACUUCCUGAGAACAUUGCUGAUUCUUCAUGCACGGGAAGCACCGAGGAGUCUGAGAUGCUCAAGCGACAGCGCUCUCUCUACAUAGACCUUGGCGCUCUGGCCGGCUACUUCAAUCUUGUUCGUGGGCCACCAACUCUUGAAUAUGGCUGAAGGACGACAUGUUUCUCUAAAUUAAGACAGCAUUUAUCUCCUGGAGGCUGGUUCUGCCGCCUCCACACAGGGACCCUGUAUAGUGAAUUGUACCAUUUUUGAAGGAGCAGCGUGACCUCCCGUGACCCACGAAUGUACCUCCAAGUGGCCCCUGUGUGUUUGACUCGUGAAGCUAUCUGGUGUGCACCAGGCCUCAAGGUUCUCAUUUCUCAGGUGAUGUUAUUCCAAGGAAGGAGUUUGCACGUUCACAGAAGAGUCGUGUCUGCUGACUGUUUCAUUCGCUGUGCACUUUGCUCAAAAUUCUAAACAUGCCAGUCACAGGGAUAAUAGGGUACCUGAAAAUUACUAUUCUCGUUUCUUAUUUAAGUAUGGAAUCUUCAUUUUACUUGGAAUAGUUGUGUUGUGUAUAUUGAUGUAUAUAACUCUUUGAGCCUUUAUUGGUAAAUUCUAGUAUACAUUGAAUUCAUUAUAAUUUGGGUGACUAGAACAACUUGAAUAUUGUAGCAAUAAGCUGGACUAGUGUCUUAAAAAUGGCUAAGAUGAAUUAGAAGCCAUCUGAGGGCAGGCCACUAGUGACAGUUUCUUUUAUGUUCCUAUGGAAACAUUGUGUACUGUACAUGCUAUGCUUAAGACAUUCAAAACACGUUGUUCUGAAUGUGGAUAAAACUGUGUAAACCACAUUAUUUUGGUACAUCCCAAAGGAUGAGAAUGUGACCUUUAAGAAAAAUGAAAACUUUUGUGAAUUAUUGAUGAUGCUCCUUUUGUAAUUCUUCUGACUCAAUUUUCUUUUAAGCAUUUGUACAUUAAAAUAGCAUACUGUGUAUGUUUUAUAUCAAAUGCCUUCAUGAAUCUCUCAUAUAUAUUUGUAACAUUGUAAAGUAUGCAAGUAGUUUUACUUAAAGUAUGUUUUUAUAUUAUGCAAAUAAAACCCUUUUGUCCAAUGUGAUUGGUCAAAUCAACUGAAUAAAUUCAGUAUUUUGCCUUA
Molecule: messenger RNA, 2995 nt
Organism: Callithrix jacchus (white-tufted-ear marmoset)
Lineage: Eukaryota; Metazoa; Chordata; Mammalia; Primates; Cebidae
Gene: MAP3K8
Product: mitogen-activated protein kinase kinase kinase 8
Biological process (GO): protein phosphorylation
Molecular function (GO): protein kinase activity; ATP binding
Source: RefSeq, a predicted model, not a curated record